This is a messenger RNA of Oldenlandia corymbosa var. corymbosa, 3209 nucleotides long. Lineage: Eukaryota; Viridiplantae; Streptophyta; Magnoliopsida; Gentianales; Rubiaceae. The record is from the annotation of a GenBank genome assembly.
AAAUAUUAAAACGAGAAAUUCUCCGCAUGCUACAAAACAGGUCGCACCAUUUAUUUUGGCUGAACAUUCAUUCAUGUGUUCGAAAGGGUUUUGAGCUUGGUAGCUCGUUUACAUUCUGUACAGAGCAUUGGAGGGUUAGGGCAUCAUCAUCCUUCCCGACUUCCACCUCCAACUCCACCUUAAGCACCAUGAUUCGCUUCUUUGUUCAUCCGUCAUUCUAUUUCCAAGGUGUUUUUGCAAUGCCGCAAGCUCAGGUAUUAGGCAGAGAAAUCCGUUAUUUGCAUACCUUACAAAAUUAUUCUGGGUGAAAAUGUAAACCAGAUGCAGGGAAACAGAAGCACACUAAUGUUAUUUGUACUGCCUCAGCAUUGGAGGUGAAAUUCUUACAACCUUCAUGUGGAGGGAGAGGGAGGUGGAAAGUAGGAUGAUCUAUCUGUUUUCCUCCUAUCUAAUUUUUCAUAAUGCUCACUCUGUUGGUACUUGGAGUAGGUUUCAGCUGUUUGUGCUGGUACCAAAACUUGCAGUUAAGCCACACUCUGUUGCUUAAAAGGGUAACAUUUGGUCUCUUGCCAUAUCUUUGGGAAUAGUGGCAAUUUAAAGUUGAGAAAAUUCUUACAGUAUUAAAACACAUGCCACUUAAUCUAAUGAAAUGCAAUGCAACUUUCUUGAUUGAAAUGUAUAGCUCCAAGUGUGGCUAAAAGUAAAUCAACUUGCAUGAGAAUGAACGCUUACUUAUCACUGAUAGCUCAUUGCUUAACAGCACAACAAUUUUGGCAGUCAUCAUGGAUGGAUACUAUUCCCAUCAGAUGGUUUAGGAUUUUGGAUAGAGUAACUCUUCCAUCUUGAAUGGAUGAAAAUGUAAACUUCUGCCAAUGCGCUCGUCCCUUGAUUUAACCCUCUUAAACCUGUUUCCUUUGUCAAACUCUUAGGUGUUAUUUCUGAUUUCUUAUUGAAAGGGACAUCACAUCAUCACUACCAGGCUGGUUAAAGUUUUAAAAUGCUUGGGAGUACUCAUUCACUUGGAAGCAAAAUGAAAGUUUUCUUAUCAAGACAAUCUUAACCUUAGUUAUUGCCGCUUCUUAUCCUCUUGCAUUUGAAAGUUGCAGUAAUAUGUGUGAGAUAGGGGUGGUAUAAGUUUCAUUGUUGCACUGCACUAGAAGAUAUAAAAUUUAUUUUAGACAGGUUCUUGAGAUUUUUAGGGAUGAUAUUUUUCCAGAAUGAUCGCCGUGUAAGUACUUCUAGACACUGUGCUCUUCAAAAAUAACUUCCACCCCCUUAAUGUCAGGAGUGUUCAGUUUAAGAAGGAAUUAUUUUGGAAAGAGUAACAUUUCUGGGUUGCUUUUAAACAGUUGCUAAGCGACAAAUCCCUGUCUUCUUACAGAUAGAUACUCUCGUAUUUAUCACAAUUAUAAUCUUCAGUUUAUCUUUGUCCUUCAAACUGAUGAUCAAAUUGGUAUUGUUGAUUAUCAGUUUGUAGUUUGACCUUUCUUGUUUGCUGAAAGUUAGAUGUUUUGAUGCUAAACACAUAGGUAAGAAUUGGAAGGUCUCAUUUUGAUUUGAAGCCUGGUCAGACCUUUUUCUUUGAACCGUAGAAUGGCCCUAUUAAUUAAUCUGCGAAGAAGCAUCUUAAGUAUGGAACCUUCUGGUAUCUUAAGGAAUUUUGGCUGGUUGAUUCUUCAGUGUAUAAUGAUGGACAUUCACUGAAAGACGACACUUCAAAGAAAGUAAAGAUGGGGUACAUUUGAAUACAAGCAUGAGAUUGGCUUCAAAACUCACAGUAUUCUUGGAGUUCAUAAAUUUUCUGCAGAUAUUUAUUUUUAAGUGACAUAACUGCUAGUUGAAGUGAAUUACUAUAUAUUUUGUACAGCUUUGGGUUGAUACGUGAGCGUUUAGGUUUUCUUCUUUUUAAUUGAACUUCAGUACUUGGUAACGACAGAGAAACUAAACUUCGAAUUGGAAUUUGCAGGCCUGGUUACAACCACGCCGUGGUUUUGCUUUCUGUUCUACUCAGGCAGAUAUUCUGCUUGGAAAUGGUAAGUCAAUGGUAAGUUACUUUUUGAAUUGAUGGAAGCAAGAAAUACAAUUUUCCUUGGUCGGAAGAACUCUUUCAGCUUAUAUUAUCUCUGAAUGUGUGAGAAGAUGCGAUUUGGAUGAAUUUUACCACUGUAUUUGUGAAUAUAUUCAGAUGGAUGUGGACACAUAAUGAGGUAAAAAUUAUAGAAAGAUGGUACUGUUAAUCUCGAUAGGUGAGGUAAUGAGAGAAACAGGCUUACAGCGUGUCAGAUAUGAAGGCAGGCAAACCUACGGAAAUGCGAAUGGUUAGUUAAAAAAAAAGGGGAAACAACUGCGUGGGGAAGGAUUGGGGGAAUGAUGGGGAGGGUUGGUUGUGAAGAACUUUAGUACUGUGAUGAAAAACGUAGAUAUUUAAACUUGGAAGAAACGAUGUUCUUUGAAUUUGAUAGGAAUGACUACAGUGUUUCUGUGUUUGGUCUGGCAUAUCAGGAUAGUGAGUGAGGCCUAGUUUAUGCUGUAAAUCCAUGAUUUAAUAGUGUAGUUCCUCAUCCUCUCAUCUUCGGAUUUCCAUUGAGUUCUUCAGUUAUUGGAAGGAUUAUCUGGGAGUGCAAUGGUGAACAUAAAUAUCAUUACUAGUUUAAUUGUAGUAGUAGUUGCAUAAGGAAAUCAGAUAGUGCUGAUGUUUUCUGCGAUUGACUUCUCAAUAUGCUUCAUUUCGUGUUCUCCUUUCCCCGGUCUUUUUCUUGGUUUGUUUGAUUCUUGAAAUGCUUAAAGUCCAGUAGUAGUCACUGAAUUACGUAUAUUCAUUUUUUUCCCAUGAAACACAUAUUUGUCUCUCUCUGACUCUCUUUAGUUUUUUGAUUAGAUUAUUCAACGACUAUUCAUUUGAUCUAUCCUAAGUAGUUGCUGAAGUUGUGUUGAGCCCUUGUGCUACUUUCUGGGUGCUGUCAUGUGUGGUUGAUAUUUUUUCUUUUUUUCUUUUGGUUGCUUGCUUAUGAAGUGUGUUUGAUUAGUGAAACAAUUCAAUACCUAUGAAUUGCGUUAAAUUACAUGAUAUCUGUAUGUGUAGUCAUUGUCAGAUGCACUAAAAACAUGGGAACAAUAGAUCCAUUUUGUUAAGAUCUUGUGCUGAUGGCUUAAUUCUUAAGCCGUGCCUGGAAAGGGGUGAUUUAUUAUUUGUUACUCCGGCCGCCCCC